Molecule: messenger RNA, 1770 nt
Organism: Candida tropicalis MYA-3404
Lineage: Eukaryota; Fungi; Ascomycota; Pichiomycetes; Serinales; Debaryomycetaceae
Gene: UGA32
Product: Uga32p
Exons: 1
Coding region: 1-1770 (589 amino acids)
Biological process (GO): positive regulation of transcription by RNA polymerase II
Cellular component (GO): nucleus
Molecular function (GO): zinc ion binding; transcription cis-regulatory region binding; DNA-binding transcription factor activity, RNA polymerase II-specific
Source: RefSeq, a predicted model, not a curated record
AUGUUUUAUGUUUUAGAUUUGGCUUCAAAUGAAACGAUAAAAUCAGGGAAGAUAAGUCUCAAGGGAUCGCAAUCACAAGAUCAAAGUAACACCAAUAACAAAAAUAAUAAAAUCAAUGUCAUAUACGGUCCUUUGAAACGAAGUCGAAAUGGCUGUUUGCAAUGCCGAAAAAGAAAAAAGAAAUGCAAUGAAGAACACCCAGUUUGUAGUUCAUGCAAGCACCGUAAUGUCGAGUGCACUUGGAGAACCGAAACAAAGUUCAAAAUUCUGAAGCACAGUCAUAAUUCAUCCACCCCCAAAAGUGUUCAGAAGAAUGAUUUUUCGAUAGAUCAAUCUGAGUCAUCAGCAAGCACCAGUGACAGCGCAGAACAAACACCCGAACCGUCAACCGAAGAGAGAGAACCAAACCUUGAAAUGGAUCAUGAAAUGAUGAAUCUAAUCCAACCGAUUGAUGGAUACGUUCAGAAUCACCAACAAUUAGUCCGUUCCCCGCAUUUUUCAUUCGAUGAUAAUUUUACAAAUUUUAUAGACUUACCCAUACCAUCGCCUAUUGGAUCCCAUAUUUUUCAACCUUUCAAGUAUCUAGAUCCACAGGGAUUGUAUUUUCUUGAUGGAUUCAUAGCCAAUGUCGGUCGGAAAUUUUCAAUUGGUCACGAAUCAUCCAAUUAUAUUCUUAAAACAUUCUAUCAGUUGAGUGAAGAACACGAGGCAAUAGCCCAUGCAUUGGCCGCUUGGGGAGGAAUAUUUCUCGAAGGUGGAUUCACUGAAAGCGUUAACUACUAUCUAAAUCAAGCCAUCACCAAAAUUUCUAAUGACUACCCUGAUAUGAACAAUUUAUCCAAAAAAGAUGUAUAUUUAUUACUCAAUUAUUAUUUAAUAUCAAUUGGGUCGCAGAUUUGUGGAGGAGAUGUAUACGAAUGGAACCAAAUGUUUGACAAAACAAUUGAAUUGGUCAAGAAGUGUGGUGGAUUAGAGAACAUAGUUAAGAUGUUUGAUUGCUCUAAUGAGAUUAAGUGGUUACUCUCUGAUAUUCAAUACCACGACGUAUUAUCCCUGCAGAGUUUCCAUAAAGGCACAAGCUUAACAAUGGAAGAGUACAAUGCAGUUUUCAAAGAAGCGAAUAUUUUAGAGUUGGGAAAUUAUGGAUUAGAUCCAUUUCAAGGAUGUAUUCAACCAAUAUUCUUAGUAUUGGGUGAAAUUAUAUCAAGCUCAGUCGAAUUGAAACAAAAACAGAUGCAAAUUGAAAAUGACGAAGAUAUGGGCGUGCGGCUAGAUUUUUACAACGAAAUGAACGAAUGCUACCAACAUUUAGAAACACAAAUAGCAAACUGUAUUCCCAAUAUGGAACAGAUGAAACAUAUCAGAGAUGACAGACACGAAAUCGAGAUGCAUUUAACUUUAUUUGAUGUGGCACUGAUAACUUGUCAGCUAUGUCUUAACUUUCUUAUUAAGAGAAUGCCGGCAAACACUUUGGAUAUGCAGAUAUUAUUAUUGAAUAGCUUGAAACAAUUGGAUUUUUUGAUACACACCAAAAUGAAAAGUGCAAUAUCUUUCAUUAUGUUCGUUUGUGGGAUAACUUGUUGUACUGACAGUGACAGAGAGAAGAUGCUCGAACGAUUCAAGAUAGUUAGUAUCGAAUACAAAGCUGCCAACUUAACGUUAAUACGCGAUAUUGUUCAGAAAGUAUGGGAACGUAAUGAUCAUGGCAGAUUAUGUGUUGACUGGUUGGUUAUUUGUGAAGAGAAUAAUUGGCAAGUUUCAUUUUGCUGA